Molecule: messenger RNA, 3687 nt
Organism: Plasmodium reichenowi
Lineage: Eukaryota; Apicomplexa; Aconoidasida; Haemosporida; Plasmodiidae
Exons: 4
Source: RefSeq, a predicted model, not a curated record
UUGUAUCCAUUUAAAAUAUAUAAUUUUUAUUUUAUAUUUUUGAGUUUAUAUAUAUUUUACUUAUAUUUUAAAAAUAUGAAAAAUAUGAAUGAUGAGAAUGGUAGUACUAUAGAGGGAGAUCCUAAUAAUGAAAAGGUAAAGAAUAAAAAUAAUAAUAAUAAUGAUGAUAUUAAUGAAAACAUUAUAGAUGAUGAAAAAAAAAAAAAAGAACAACAAGAUGAUGAAGAAGAUGAAGAAGAUGAUGAAGAUGAUGAUGAAGAAGAUGAUGCUGAUAAUGAUUUGUGUGAUCAAAAUGUUUUAAUAAUAGGUGAUGAAAAUUUUUCUUUUUCAAAUUAUAUAAUCGAGGCAUAUGCAUCAUCUAAUAUAUACAUAGCAAGCACGCUAACGGAAUUUCAGGUGAACUUAUUGUUGAAAGAUCUAGAAAAAAAAAAAAUAAACAAGUCCUUACAUGAAAAAAGAGAAAUAGAUGAUGUGCCAACAAAAUAUGGUCCCUUUGAUUUUACAAGGAAAUUUAAAGAAAGGCAUGCAAGCAAAAAUGUUCAUAUUAUAUUUAAUGUAAACUUAUUUAACUUAAAGUCUUAUUUCCCAAAGAACUUUUUUAAGGCCGUUUUUUUGAUACUUCCUGGCCUGAGUUUUAAUAUUAACGAUAUUCAACUGAAAUAUAAUGACAAAGUAACCACCUUAAGAAUAUAUUAUUUUUUAAUUCUUGUAACUUUGGAAAUUACCUACAUAAGUAUGAAAAAUUCAAAUGUUCAUUUAUUCUGGACGAGCGAAAAAUUAAAAAACUUUGUAGAAAAUGAAGACGAGGAAGAAAAUAAUAAAAAUGAACCAGACGAUACGAAUGAUUUAACACAAAACGAUAUGUCAUUAAACGACAAUGAAAUUUAUUCAAAUGGUAAUGAUGGAUUUAAAAAGGAAAGUAUACAUGAUACGAUUAAUUCGCUCAAGAAUUUAAUGUUGAAUAAUAUGGAUACUAAUACAGAUCAUAAUAUGGAUAGUAAUGCAGACCAUAACAUGGAUAGUAAUGCAGACCAUAACAUGGAUAGUAAUGCAGAUCAUAACAUGGAUAAUAAUGCAGACCAUAACAUGGAUAGUAAUACAGAUCAUAACAUGGAUAGUAAUGCAGAUCAUAACAUGGAUAAUGUAGAUGGCACCAUAAAUUAUGAAGAAGAUAAUAAUUUAAACGGACAAGAUGAAUACUAUGAUGAAAACGAAGAAGGAGAUUAUACACAUGAAAAAGAUGUAAAUGUAAAUUUAAUAAAUUCUUCUGAUAUAAAUUUAGAAGAUAAUAAAAAAGAUGAUGAUAAAAAAGAUGAUGAUGCUAUUAAUAAUAAUAUUAUUAUUUCUAAUGAUGAUGCUAUUAAUAAUAAUAUUAUUAUUUCUAAUGAUGAUGCCAUUAAUAAUAAUAAUAUUAUUUCUAAUGAUGAUGCGAUUAAUAACAAUUCCAUUUAUGAUGAUGAUGCCAUUAAUAAUAAUAAUAUUAUUUAUGAUGAUGAUGCCAUUAAUAACAAUUCCAUUUAUGAUGAUGAGAGUAAUGCUGAUUAUAGUGAUGAUAACGCUGAAGAAGAAACAGAAAAGUACUCACAAGAUGAAGAUAAUAAUAUAAGAGAUAUAUUUGAAGAUGAUCGCAAUAAAGAUAAUGAGAUAAAUGAAUUAUUGGACGAUGUGAAUACAUCUACUUUUGAAGAUAUAGAAAUAAUAAAAUAUAUAUAUACUAAUGAUGAUUUAAAAAAGAAAAAAAGUGGAUUAAUAAAUAUAAUACGUUUUCCAUUGUUAUAUGAAAUAAAUUUAAAAAAAUUAAUGAAAAUUUUUUGUUUUUAUGAACAUAUAAAAAAAGAAGAAAAAAUAAAUACAAUAUUCCAUAUAGAAGAUAUUAUAAAUAGUUACUAUCCAUUAGUUUAUGGGCAUCAUUUUAUGUAUAAUGAAUUUUUAAAAAAUUGUAAAUUUUAUUCUUUUGUUUUAAAAAAGAAAAACAAAAUUACUAUACCAGAAGGAUUAGUUGUCUUGAUACCCCAUAUGGAAUAUAAUUAUAAAAUAGAUUCAUAUAAUUUUUUAAAAAAAUUAUAUUAUUCUGUUUUUAACGAACCACGAAUAUGUUAUAAAUCCAUAAAUGAACAGAUAAAACAUAUAAAUCAAAUGAGAUAUAAGUUAUAUAUCCAUAAUAUAAAAACAUCGAAACAUUUUAAAAACGAAAAAAUUUCAAGUAUCCAUAAUAAUAUGAAUAAUAAUAAUAAUAAUAAUAUGAUACCAUCUUAUUAUAUUUAUCAAAAUCAUAUAAAUAAUAUGAUAAAAAAUAAAAGAGCAUGUUGUAUUAAUGAUGAUUUAUGGAAAACCGUAUUGAAUCCAUUUGAUUUUUUUCAUUUGAAUAAUGAUGUAAAUGUAUUUUUUGAAUAUAAUAUUUUAACAAACAUUUAUAAUAAAUAUAUUACAACGGUCAACACAGAUUUUAAUAAAUUAUGUGUAAAUUUUUAUAUUAAAAAAGAUUAUAAACAAUAUGAAGAAGAUAAUAAUACAAAUGAAAAUAACUCAAAAAGAAUCAUGAAAAGAAAAUUUAAUAAAAAUGGUCUUUAUAAUACUUUAGGUGAUAAUAAAAAUAAACCUCCUUUAUUACCAACACCAAAAAAUGAAUCAUAUAAACAUGUGAAUACCAUCAAUAAUAAUCAUCGUCACAAUAUUAAUAACAUGAAUACUCAGAGAAAUGUUAAUCGUCAUAAAAAUAACACAAAUAAUAACACCCUCUUAUAUAAACAUGCCACAAAUAAUAUACAAAAUAAUUUUAAUAAAUCAUAUAGAAAUGAUAACAACAUUAGAAAUAGCAUGCACAAUAAUAAUUAUGAUAACACCAAAAGAGAAGAAAUAAAACAAAAAUAUGGAAAAAACGAAAACCAAAGGGAAGGCACAAGUAGAAAAAAUAAUGCAUCAUCUGUUUAUCGAAAUUAUAAUGUUUCAAAUGUGAACGGGCAUACAAAUUUUAAUAAUAAUGUAUCUGCAUCGCACGCAAACUUUUCUUAUAAGCCCAUGAGGAAUAAUAAUAGUAACAUGAGGGGUGAUAAUAAUAACAUGAGGGGUGAUAAUAAUAACAUGAGGGGUGAUAAUAAUAGUAUGAGGGGUGGUUACAGUAUGAGAAAUGAUAAUAAUAGUAUGAGGGGUGGUCAUGGUAUGAGAAAUGAUCAUAGAAAUGAUCAAAGAAAUGAUCAAAGAAAUGAUCAUAGAAAUGAUCAUAGAAAUGAUCAAAGAAAUGAUCAUAGAAAUAGCAUGAGGAAUGAUCAUAGAAAUAGUAUGAGGAAUGAUCAUAGAAAUAGUAUGAGGAACGACCAUAGAAAUAGUAUGAUGAACGAUCAAAGAAAUGUUAAACGAAGAAGAGAAGAAUCACAUGAAAUGAAUAGAAGAGGAGAUAUAUAUUCAAAUAAAAGAUUUGACAAAAGAGGAAGAAUAGAUUAUGAUAUGAAAUUAAAAAUGGAUGAGAAAAAAAAUGAGAAAAAUAUUAAGAAUCAUUCAGAAAUGCAGGAUCCAUAUGCAUCAACAAAAGAUACAUCUAGAAAUUUUGAUAUGAAUAAUUUUACAAUUAGUUCUGAAAGGAAAUCAUGGAAAUUACCUCCUCCACCUCCUAACAUUCCUCCAUCCUAUGAUAGGUCAUCUCAACGAAGAACGAGCAAUUUUUACAAUAAUGACGAUUCUUCAAUGUAA